This is a messenger RNA of Solanum pennellii, 456 nucleotides long. Its product is annotated as ferritin, chloroplastic-like. Lineage: Eukaryota; Viridiplantae; Streptophyta; Magnoliopsida; Solanales; Solanaceae. The transcript is spliced from 4 exons. The record is from RefSeq and is a predicted model, not a curated record. The coding region runs from base 143 to 373 and encodes 76 amino acids.
AAUUAAUUUUUCUAAAUUUUGAAAUUAUGAUUCAUCUUUAUCUUUCUCUUCUGUUUCAAAUGUUGUUUUUCCAAAGAAACAGUUCAAAUUACUUUGUGCAACAUUGAUAUUUCACUUACUGGUGUUGUGUUUGAGCCAUUUGAUGAAGUUAACAAAGAUGAAUUUAUGGUUCCUAUCACACUACAAACUUCACUUGCUCGACAGAGAUUCGCGGACGAAUGUGAAUCUGCUAUCAAUGAGCAGAUCAACAAUGGGACUAGCAUUGUCCUCGGAGAAGUUAAUAAAUGAGAAACUCCUGACCCUGCAUAGCGUGGUUGAUGACUCCGAAAUGCAAGAUUUUGUUGAACGCGAAUUUCAGGCUGAGCAGGUUUAGGCUAUUAAGAAAAUUGCAGAAUAUGUAACUCAGCUAAGGAGGGUUGGAAAAGGACAUGGUGUGAUAAAUACUCUCUAACUUAC